This is a messenger RNA of Penaeus indicus, 1417 nucleotides long. RefSeq lists its product as uncharacterized. The coding region runs from base 72 to 1001 and encodes 309 amino acids. The transcript is spliced from 5 exons. The record is from RefSeq and is a predicted model, not a curated record. Lineage: Eukaryota; Metazoa; Arthropoda; Malacostraca; Decapoda; Penaeidae.
CAGACACACCUAGCAUCCUUCACACCUAACAACACUCCCAGCAUAAAUAGGAUUCAUUCAACACAGACAUCAUGGUUGUUAACAUAAGCAACACAAGUCUGAUUCUCAACACAAGCACCACGCCCACAAAUCUCGCUGAAGUCUCGAAACUCAGAGGUGUGGCUUUGGGAUUCGAGCUGGUCACUUGCUUCGUCGGGGUUAUUGCAUGCUGCAUUGCUCACUAUUGCCUGAAGACAUGCGAAGUGAUUCAAAGCGGGAUGAAGAUUCAAUUGCAGAUAUUAUUCACCGCCGAUUUCGUAAUCUGCCUCUUCCUGCUGCCAGGUCAUGCAGCGAUUGAAUACCGAAUACUGAGCGAUGUGUACAAGACUGACAAGACGUCAGCAACAGUUUUUAUGUACCUGUACAUCGUGGCUACACAGUCUGAGCGUGUUACCGUUAUGUUAAUCGCUAUCUACAGGAUGAUGGCUGUGUGUUUCCCUCUCAAGUACAGGUACUGGUCUCAAAAGAAACUGGUGGUACUGGUAAAUUUAAUUGCCUGUUCGCCGGUAGUCCUGCUACGGAUAAUAAAUCACUUUACAAAGGAUGACUCAGGCAUUGAAGCAUUCGAUCCUAACAACUAUUUCAUUGAUAGACUUACGCAGUUUGGAUUCGUCUCGGCGCCAACGGUCAUUACACUGAUCGUCUACCUUGUCAUGGCUUUGUUCAUGCUCUUCAAAAAGGGAUCCAUUUCACCGCCUGACAGUUGCGAAAGAGCUAUAAGAAUCUUCAUUUUGACGAGCACUCUCUUUGAAGUUCCAGACAUCAUCAUUCACGCAGCGAAAGUUACUCUGAAAGAACCUGCCUAUAUUAUCAUCCACGUGAUAUACCGAAUUCACUUUGUCGUCGACCCCAUUCUCUUCGUGGGCCUCAAUGCAAGAUACCGCCAGAUGGUGUAUCAGUGCUGUUCAAGUAUCCCUGUGCAAGUAGCACUCACUGUCACUCAGGGCGAGGUCACACUCUAGAGCAAGUGCUAGAGAAGCGCCCAGAUGAGAGAAUGCAAGCCUGCUUUUUCCGGCGAUUUUUCCAGUUCAUAUGACUUACCCUAAUUUUGACUGCUCACCAAGAAAUUUUGGUUAAACCAAUUUGAUUCCAAAUCUAUUUAUAUGAUUUCCCAUCCUCUGUUACUAGAGUGUAUGCACCCCUUUCACUGGAAUUGGAAAUGUUAAAUUAGCCAUGAACACUUCCCUUUCCUGUUACGUGGUGUUCAUUAUACGUUUCCUUGUCUUCAAGUGACUUCUAAAUUUUAAUAACACACGGUUAUUGUAGAAGAACUAGGGUGAUAAUACAUUAAGAAAUAGGCAAACGUGCAACAAUGUCAGUUUCAUGAAGCAACUGGCACUCUAACUUUGUAAUGUUAAAAAUAAAAGAUACUAUGUAA